GAUUGGCUGUGCCUCAGUUCCCAACACUCCUAGGAUGAAGCGUUUGGCAAGUGUCAAAGAACCAAAAAUUAAAGAGAAUCAACUCGUUUCUCUCUCCACGCAUGUGACUGCCCGCACUUCCCUGUGUUUUCCCUAAAAGGCGAGAAAUCUUGCAUUAGGUCGCAACGCGGCAGAGGCGUCGGUUUCGUCCUGCCUCCCAGCGGUGUCUUUGUUCCAAAGGAUCUGUGCAAAACUCCCUGUUCGGGUUACGUCAACCAAUUUCUUUCCCUUGGUCUCCGAACAGAAGGCAAUUCGACUGCCUCUCCUCCUGUUACAUCAAAGUGGAAAAUUAAUGUCCUUCCUCCCUGGGAGCACAUACUCCAUAGGUGGGAGGUGUGAGUUGGGCCGCUCUCCCAAUCGCAUUUUUGCUUGGGGAAAGGAUGAUAUUUCUGGUCACCACUUAACACAGCUUCAUGUGUUGCGUUCGUUCCUAAUGCUACCAGCAUCGGCAAACUUCCCCAGUCCCUCCUGCGUUUUUCGAGAUGCAAGUUGGUGUUGUUGUAACAGCGCCUUUUUGGGGUUCCAGCUGCAAGAUCAGGGUCUGCGAUUGAGGCAAACAGGUGUUUAGCCUACGCUUGUUCUAUCGUCAACUUUGUGUUCCGAAUAAGAGCCGACGCUGAGUGGGGUUUGGCCAUAACCCGUCGCGGUGUAGGGUCCUGCAGACGUGGGGGGACCGCGCAUGCAGACGCCGCGAAACGAAAAUUGCGGGGUGAUCGUGGAUCCCGUGAUUUUUCCUCUCCGCACGACCGCCUCGACGGACUUUUUCAGAACAUUCUUCUGAAAGAGGGAGGGGCUGGACUCUACAGAACCUCAAGUUCUUGGUUUUUUCUGGGUAAAAAAGAUGUCCCACCGGAAGUUUGAGCGCCCUCGCCACGGCUCCCUGGGUUUCCUGCCCAGGAAGCGAUGCAAGCGUCAUAGAGGAAAAGUAAAGGCCUUCCCUAAGGAUGACCCGUCCAAGCCCCCCCACCUCACAGCCUUCAUGGGCUAUAAGGCUGGCAUGACCCACGUCGUCCGCGAGCUCGACAAACCCGGCUCAAAGCUCCACAAGAAGGAGAUCGUCGAGGCCGUGACUGUCGUGGACACGCCGCCCAUGGUUUGCGUCGGUGUCGUUGGCUACAUCGAGACGCCGCGUGGCCUGCGUGCGCUCGUCACUGUCUGGGCAGGACACUUGUCAGAUGAGUGCAAGCGCCGCUUCUACAAGAACUGGUACAAAAGCAAGAGAAAGGCGUUCACCAAAUACGCCAAACGCUACGGAGACAACAACAAGAUGGAGGCGGAGCUGACCCGCAUGAAGAACUACUGCUCGGUCAUUCGUGCCAUCUGCCACACCCAGCCGUCCAAGACCCCCAUAGGCUCCAAGAAGGCCCACGUUAUGGAGAUCCAGGUCAAUGGAGGAUCCAUUGCGGAGAAAGUUGACUUCUGCACAAAGAUGUUCGAGACAGCCGUGCCCGUCAAGGCCGUCUUCACUGAGGGCGAGAUGAUCGACGUUAUUGGUGUCACUAAGGGUCACGGAGUGAAGGGUGUCGUGUCUCGUUGGGGUGUGACGCGUCUGCCGCGCAAGACCCAUCGUGGUCUUCGCAAGAUCGCGUGUAUCGGAGCGUGGCAUCCGGCGCGUGUCCAGUUCCAAGUGCCGCGUCACGGUCAGAAGGGUUACUUCCACCGCACGGAGAUGAACAAGAAGGUGUACCGCGUCGGCAACGGAGCAGACCCGCGGAAUGCAACCACGGAGUCGGAUCUCACGGAGAAGCGCAUUACGCCCAUGGGCGGCUUCCCGCACUACGGCACGGUCAACAACGACUUUUUGCUCCUCAAGGGCUGCAUCGUCGGCUGCAAGAAGCGCCCGAUCACGUUCAGAAAGACCCUGGUCCCGCGCACGACACGUCGGGCGCUCGAGCCGGUCAACCUCAAGUUCAUCGACACCUCCGCCAAGUGGGGCCACGGCCGCUUCCAGACUUCGGAGGAGAAGGCCAAGUUCUACGGUCCGCUCAAGAGCCGUGCCGCCGCCAUGUAAGCGUUUCUUGGUGGAAAUGUGGGCUGGGAUAUGUGCGCGGCAUUUCGCUUCUCGGAGCGCCGUUCUGGUGCCGCUUUGCGGCUGCAGGGGGCGUUCGGUUGGGUGGCUGACUGCUGGACCGCCUAGCGACAUGCGGGGGGAGCGUGGCUCUGCGUCGUGGACAUAUGAGUGAUUGGGGAGAGAAGGACGGAGCUCACAGCCGCGGCUCUGACUCCCCUGUUCUGUGUCACGAAAAGAACUACAGAGGUUUUGGUGGAGUGGAAAUGAAGACUCUGGUGGACAACACACUGAGACUUCUGCGAGUGCUCACCAGCGCGACGCACUUCCGUAGGCGCCUACGGGAAUUGCAUGUCUGCACAAACUCCCGAAACUUCGAUCCAACCUGUGCUGAUAGGUCGGCCCUGUCUCACCGCACAAAAAUCUGCGUAUACGCAUGAGGAAUAUUUUUUUCACGUUGCUUCAUUAAUAGGAACAGACAGCAGUCUUCACGUUGAUAGAUUAUUUAGCGUGGUUUGGGAUUCAACAAGUCACGUAUACGGCUCCGCUUUUGCAUGAACGCGUGUUGUGAUAUCAGUGCAUCUUUAUGUCCGUUACCGUUUAUGAGACUGAUCUGUAUACGUUGUGUUGGCGGUGUGAUGGUGGUAUUGUUGGAAGACGCUCGCAUGUGAUGAAACCACAGAUAAAAGAGCUCUCCGAACAACUUGUGUGGAGACAACUCUAACAUGCACUACCAUCUGAGGGCGAGCUUCCUUCAGUGUGUUGGUCGUGAAGAUCACUAGAAAACAGUUCCCCUGGUUUAGCGGCUGUUUGUUCACAUGUUUCUCAUGGACACCGUUUGUGGCGUUGCCGUGUUUCGGUUUGUUUACUAGUGUGUGUGUUCCAUUGUGUGGCGUGCGUCUCCCACGUUAUUCAUGGUGUGGUGCCCAUUAGUAGAGGUGAGAAACGCGGCCAGCUGUCACGGUCUUCGUUUCCUUCCGUAUCCUUCCGUGAUGAUACCACCCAGCUCGCCGACUAUCGUUGACGAGAACUAGUAACCGACACAAACUUGGCUGAUUGGAAGGAUGACUGAUAUCACCAAAGCCGCCUCUGCUGCUUAUGUGGUGUCUGGUAGUGCGUAAAAUGUGAACCGCUGGACACCAAAUUUAUCCUGUCAAAUCAGCUUAGUCAUGGGAACGUCCAAUGCAUGCACGCCGUGUUCUCAAUGUCCAGUAUCCAUAUAACUUGCAUUUGGACGCUGGGCUCUUCAAUCGCUCUUCGCCGGUCAAG
Toxoplasma gondii ME49 is the source of this 3316-nucleotide messenger RNA. It is a transcript of the gene RPL3, whose product is annotated as ribosomal protein RPL3. Gene Ontology annotation, cellular component: ribosome; cytosolic large ribosomal subunit. The record is from RefSeq and is a predicted model, not a curated record. Gene Ontology annotation, molecular function: RNA binding; structural constituent of ribosome. The transcript is spliced from 5 exons. Gene Ontology annotation, biological process: translation; ribosomal large subunit assembly. The coding region runs from base 881 to 2050 and encodes 389 amino acids. Lineage: Eukaryota; Apicomplexa; Conoidasida; Eucoccidiorida; Sarcocystidae.